Molecule: messenger RNA, 2282 nt
Organism: Mucor mucedo
Lineage: Eukaryota; Fungi; Mucoromycota; Mucoromycetes; Mucorales; Mucoraceae
Product: histidine kinase-like ATPase
Exons: 13
Coding region: 95-2191 (698 amino acids)
Biological process (GO): mismatch repair
Cellular component (GO): MutLalpha complex
Molecular function (GO): mismatched DNA binding; ATP-dependent DNA damage sensor activity; ATP hydrolysis activity
Source: RefSeq, a predicted model, not a curated record
AAAAAAAAAAAAAAAAAAAAAAGAAAAAAAAAAAGCAUUACGGGCAGAGAGGGCUGAAAAGAUCGUCACUCUUUUACUCCCUUUUAAAUAACCUAUGAAAAGGAUAGCGAAAUUAAGUCCCUCAGUUGUCAAUAGGAUAGCUGCAGGAGAGAUUAUACAUCAUCCUUAUAACGCUGUGAAAGAAUUGCUCGAGAAUAGCUUGGAUGCUGGCGCCACACGUAUCCGAAUACAUGUGUCUAACGGAGGUUUCGACCUGAUUAAAAUUAUAGACAAUGGACAUGGCAUUAAGGUGGACGAUAUGCCUUUAGUGUGCGAGCGUUACGCCACAAGCAAAUUGGAGGAGUUUAAAGAUCUCGACAAGAUUGAAACCUUUGGAUUUAGAGGUGAGGCUUUGGCUAGCAUCUCCCAAAUUGCAAAAGUCAUUAUUGUGUCAAAACCACACGAAGAAUCCUAUGGCUAUCAGGCCAUUUAUCAAAAUGGCAACAUUUUAUCAAAACCAAAAAUAUGCGCAAGUAAUUAUGGAACAAUGAUAUCGAUCCACAAGUUAUUUGAUAAUACUCCCAUCAGAAAAAAAGCACUUGGAACAGCCAAAGUAGAAGAAAAUCAUAUAGCCGAUAUCGUAAAAAAAUAUGCUAUACAUAAUCCCAGUGUUGGAUUCUCUUUGCAAAAGGACAACAAAUACAUCAUUUCUGAGACAAAAGCAAAUAAUCACAUGAACAGGAUUCAACAAAUAUUUGGUACAAGUAUCUCCUCUCGGUUAAGGUGUACAAAGUAUUCUGACGGCAAUUGCAAUUUUGAGUUGUAUUUUCAUGAUAUGAAAGACGAAACGCAUUAUAAAAUCGACAACAAAAAUGGCCCUUUUAUUCUAUUUGUUAACAAUCGACUAGUAGAAAAUGGCAAAUUGAAAAGAGAAAUCAAGCAAGUAUAUAACAAUAUCAGAAUAGGCUAUAAGCCUCGCUUUAUAUAUCUUUCCUUAAACGUAAAACCCGUCAAUGUCGAUGUAAACAUUCACCCAACAAAAAACGAGGUCCAUUUGUUGAAUGAAGAACAGAUUACAGAUAGCAUUACUGCAUCACUCCAAUUAGCUCUAGACGAAGGGUUAUCUGAACCUACCACGAUUAAGCCAAAAAAAUCACCGCCUACACCACUUCCUGAGAAAGCAACGCUCAAUCACUACUUCAAGACUGUACCAGCAAGUAUUCCAUCCUCUCCCAGUAGUGAGAGUAGAUCCACGGAUAAUAGUCCCAGAACACCCCCAAAUGACAAGAGGGGACCUUUAGAUGGUUUCUUCCAAAAAAUUGAUAAGGUCUUUACUGAAAAUGAUGAUGACCCUAGUAUCAAUAGGAUUAGCAGAGUAUCGGAACCUAAAGAGAAAACUCCAAUGAUUCAAUCGAAUUUAUAUAUUAGAUCACAGCCUAAAAGAAUUGGAGUGUAUCUUAAAAAAUCUAAUGACAAUGCUAGCCUCGUUUCGAAUCGUAGUAGUAAAACAAGUUUGGUUACUAAGGAGGACCCGCAAAAAUUGGAAAGUAUACUGAUAAUUAAAUCCGAGAUCAGAAAUGCCGAAAAUAAAGAAUUCAGCAAAGUGAUUGCCAAUCAUCAAUGUGUCGGGCUCAUUGAUGAUAUUCUAGUAUUAAUUGUCUUUAAAAAUACUUACUACUUGAUGAAUUACAACGUUAUUAGUGAGGAGUUGUUUUACCAGCUGUUUAUAAACAAAAUUGGCAAAUUUGGAAAAUUAUUACUGUCUACACCCAUUCCAAUAAGUUCAGGUAUAUCACUUUUCGCGCCAGAUAAAACGUCCGAAGAGUUGAUUGAAGCAUGUGACUCCCUUGUUGAACAUCAAGAUUUGCUUAGCUCUUACUAUAGUAUCGGAUUAGCAAGUUCUGAAGACGACCGGGAGGUUUAUUUGACCUAUUUACCAAUGCUUUUGACAAAUUACAUUCCUUCAUUUGAUAAAUUGCCUAUCCUGUUUCAUAAUAUUGCAACUCAGAUUGAUUGGGAGAAUGAAAUUGAUUGCCUGGAUGCAUUGGCUCGUGAACUAUCAUCGUUUUAUUGUUGUUGCUCUAUGGAUCAAUACAGUUACUUGAUACGAGCAGCACGUGAAGGUGAUUUUAAAGCACCCAAGUACUUGAAAAAUGAUUACAUUGUAAAGUUGGAUUUUCCCAAUGAAAUCAUAUCCAACACAGAUGCUUAAAAAAAUAGUAUAUAACAAUUCUUUUUUUUUAUUAUUAUUAUUAUCAGUAUUAAAAUAAAAUAAUGGACGGAAAGGGAGCUAGUUUAUUCGU